Calliphora vicina (urban bluebottle blowfly) is the source of this 505-nucleotide messenger RNA. RefSeq names its product presenilin enhancer (gene pen-2). The record is from RefSeq and is a predicted model, not a curated record. Gene Ontology annotation, biological process: Notch receptor processing. Gene Ontology annotation, cellular component: gamma-secretase complex. The transcript has a single exon. Lineage: Eukaryota; Metazoa; Arthropoda; Insecta; Diptera; Calliphoridae. The coding region runs from base 42 to 347 and encodes 101 amino acids.
UUUUAAUUGAAUUAUUAAAUAUAAAAUAACUAGAAACAAACAUGAAUAUUUCUAAAGCAACUGGAGAACAAAAACUACAACUGUGUCGCACAUAUUUUCGUGCAGGCUUUGCAUUAUUGCCGUUUCUGUGGGCGGUGAAUUUUUGUUGGUUUUUCAAAGAAGCCUUCACCAGACAAACAUAUCCGGAGCAGUCACAAAUUAAAAAAUACGUCAUCUACUCAGGCCUUGGAACGUUUGUGUGGACAGUGGCUUUAACGAUUUGGAUUAUUAUCUUCCAAACACAACGUGCCGAGUGGGGAGCAACUGCAGACUAUAUGAGUUUUAUUAUUCCACUGGGAAAACCUUAGACACGGACACUAUUCCAAUUUUUAUACAUACAACCUAGGAAAUAAGUUAUACGAAAAGAAGAUUUAAGUGUUAAACAAUAAUGUUUUGGAACGAUAAAUGCAAUUUAACAUAAACAAUGUAAAAUUUGAUAAAUAUACUGAAAUUAUGAAUCAUAAAA